Molecule: messenger RNA, 1158 nt
Organism: Humulus lupulus (European hop)
Lineage: Eukaryota; Viridiplantae; Streptophyta; Magnoliopsida; Rosales; Cannabaceae
Product: methylesterase 17
Exons: 4
Coding region: 169-966 (265 amino acids)
Biological process (GO): jasmonic acid metabolic process; salicylic acid metabolic process
Molecular function (GO): methyl jasmonate esterase activity; methyl salicylate esterase activity; methyl indole-3-acetate esterase activity
Source: RefSeq, a predicted model, not a curated record
UGCCAAAUUAGUGAGAGUAGCAAAAAAAUCAUGACUCACUAAGACUAAUUCCAACUUCGAAACGCAUACAUGUGUAUGUAUAUAUACAUCAUAUAUGUAUGUGUGGACAAAUGAAGGUAGCUAAGAAAACAAAAAAUAGUGAAGCAAUCAAGAAAAAGAAGAGCAAAUAUGCCAGAAUCUGAAGUAGCACCAUUGAAGGCACACUUUGUUUUGGUCCAUGGUAUAAGUGGAGGGAGUUGGUGUUGGUACAAAGUCCGGUGCCUAAUGGAAAAUUCCGGCUAUAAGGUCUCAUGUGUUGACCUCAAAGCCUGCGGAAUCGACAAGUCCGAUGCCGAUUCCGUCCACACUUUUGAAGAUUAUAAUGAGCCCUUACUCAACUUCAUGUCUACUUUGCCUGAAGAUGAACAGGUGAUAUUGGUGGGACACAGUGCCGGUGGAAUUAGUGUAACUUGGGCCACUCAUAAGUUUGCAAAGAAAAUUCGUUUGGCUGUGUAUAUAGCUGCAACGAUGCUCAAACUGGGGUUUUGGACUGAUCAAGAUAUCAAAGAUGGAGUACCAGAUUUAUCUGAAUUUGGAGAUGUGUAUGACUUAGGAUUUGGGCUGGGAAUUGAUAAGCCUCCAACAAGUGCAAUCAUCAAGAAAGAGUUUCAACGCAAAAUUUCAUUCCCCAUGAGCCCUCUAGAGGAUUCCACAUUAGCUUCCAUGCUUUCGAGACCAGGGCCCAUCCUAGCACUACAAUCGGCCAGAUUCACUGAGAGUGAUGACGUGGAUAAGGUGCCACGUGUCUACAUCAAAACAUUGCAGGACAGAGUGGUGAAACCAGGGCAACAAGAGGCUAUGAUUAAGAGAUGGCGACCGUUGGAUGUGUAUGCUUUAGACAGUGAUCAUUGCCCAAACUUCUCAAAUCCAUUUCUACUCUUCGGCUUGCUUAUCAAAGCUGCAGCUUCAGUUGAAUAUUCUAGCUGAUAUUUAUUUUAUAGAAUUUAUGAAAAUAAUUUAUUGUCUUUUUUGAAGAUGACAUUGUUUUUCUCUUCGUCAUUGCUCCACCUAAUUUAGUUUCCUUCAAAGAAAUUAAAUGAUUUGUAAGGUGCGAUCAUAUUAAGUUGAUAAUUCACUUAAAUUGUCAAUUUUUAUAUGAUGUUGAUCUUGUUUGGUGUU